Polypterus senegalus (gray bichir) is the source of this 519-nucleotide messenger RNA. RefSeq names its product histone H3. The record is from RefSeq and is a predicted model, not a curated record. Gene Ontology annotation, molecular function: protein heterodimerization activity; DNA binding; structural constituent of chromatin. Bases 49 to 459 code for a protein of 136 amino acids. NCBI's taxonomy places the organism in Eukaryota, Metazoa, Chordata, Cladistia, Polypteriformes, Polypteridae. Gene Ontology annotation, cellular component: nucleosome. The transcript has a single exon.
UCACCAUUCACUCGUUUAGGUGUAAACUUCGUACGUGUAAUAGGAGAAAUGGCAAGAACUAAGCAGACAGCUCGUAAGUCUACCGGUGGCAAAGCUCCCCGAAAACAGCUUGCCACUAAAGCAGCUCGUAAGAGUGCUCCUGCUACUGGUGGUGUGAAGAAACCUCACCGUUAUAGGCCUGGUACGGUAGCUUUGCGUGAGAUUCGUCGCUACCAGAAGUCCACCGAGCUGCUUAUCCGCAAGCUACCUUUUCAAAGACUGGUGAGGGAAAUCGCCCAGGAUUUCAAGACUGAUCUCCGUUUCCAGAGCUCCGCCGUUAUGGCGCUGCAGGAGGCCAGUGAGGCUUACUUGGUUGGUCUGUUCGAAGACACCAACUUGUGUGCUAUCCACGCCAAGAGGGUGACGAUAAUGCCUAAGGACAUUCAGCUGGCUCGUCGUAUUCGUGGAGAACGCGCUUAAGUAUAUAAAUUUAAACGGUAUACGUGGAAACGAAAAAGGCUCUUUUCAGAGCCGCCAAAA